CCUUGUCGGGUUUGGGGCCGCCUCUGGGGCCUGGCGGGCUCCUCCUCCUUGCGCUCUGGAGAGCCCGCCUACCUUCCAACGUGCCCUGCGCGUCCCCACCUCUGAGCCUUUGCACAGGCCUUUCCUCCAGUCCUGACGCCGUUCCCUCUGCCCUGUCCCCUAUACCUCGUCUCCGGGCCUGGUACUCUUAGAAGACCUUCUCCUUCCUUUCCCUUGUUGGGAGACAGAUCCUAAAGUUCUAGGGUGCCUUGGAUAAGUCCAGAGUAGGGCCUGGUCUGGCUUGUCUGACAGGCCCUCAGGUGGGCGUGUUUCACUCCAGACCCUCUUCAAGGGUUUCGAUACUGUGACCACCCCACGACUCCACGCAACGUGUGGCUCAGUUUUUCUUGGCUUUUAUUUUGAUUUUUACAUGCGUGGGCCCAAGCAGUGCUAGUCAUCCAUGGUGUGGUCAACCAAGCACUGUCUCUUGGAGUCCACAUCAGGUCCAUCUUUAUAGCUCCAAGAAGACCCUUUUGAACAAGAAUGCCAUCCCCUCUGGGUCCCCCAUGCCUAUCCCUCAUGGACUCUGAGAUCACCUUUGAGGAGCCUGAGGCUGCACGCCUGCGCUUCCGGGGGUUCUGCUACCAGGAGGUGGCAGGUCCCCGAGAGGCGCUGGCCCAGCUAAGAGACCUGUGUCGCCAGUGGCUGCGGCCCGAGGCCCACUCCAAGGAACAGAUGCUGGAGAUGCUGGUGCUGGAGCAGUUCUUGGGCACACUGCCCCCUGAGAUCCAGGCCUGGGUUCGAGGUCAGCAGCCAGACAGCCCCGAGGAGGCUGCUGCCCUGGUCGAGAGGCUGCAGCAUGACCCUGGGCAGCUGUUGGGCUGGAUCACAGCUCACAUCCUGAAGCGGGAGGUGCUCCCUGCAGCCCAGAAGACAGAGGAAUUCUCGAGGAGCUCUCAUCCCUCAGGGACAGUGGAGUCCCCUGGAGCAGCCCCUGGGGAGGGUCCACAGAACACCAGGAUAGAGAGGUCCACCCAGCUCAGCUGCAGUGUGAAGGAGGAGCCCGAUGCUGAUGGGCAAGAAAUAGCACCCUCCAACACCCCCCUUUCAGUACAGUCCCCUGAGGGGCACCUUGGACACCAGGAACCAGAUCCCAUGUCCUUCCACCAACCCAGGAUUCAGGAGGAGUGGGGGUUGCUGGACCCGUCACAGAAGGAGCUGUACUGGGACACGAUGCUGGAGAAGUACGGCACAGUAGUCUCUCUGGCAGGGUUGCCGACCCCACAGCUGCAGCCAGUGCGGGCCCAGCCUGAGCCCAGGACUGAGGUCUGCAGAAUCCUUUGCCCAGGAGAUGAGAGCGAGGUUCCUCCGGGCUGCCCAGAGGCCCAGCUACCCCGGCGCCAGGGGCCUGUGUCUUGGGAGGGUCUGUCUGGGGCCGCUCCAACUGCUCCGUCGAUGGGCCUGGGGACCCCACCAGUGCAUCCCCCACCCACACCCCCAGAGGCUGGGGAGCCUGGUGCGCCUGCCAGGAAGCCCUAUACGUGCGAGCAGUGUGGCCUCGACUUCGACUGGAAGUCGGUGUUUGUCAUCCACCACCGGACGCAUGCAGGCGGGCAGAGCGCGCAGGCCUGGGCCCUGGGCACCGGGGGCGAUGCGGAGAAUUCGCUGCAGUUUCCCCUGGAACAUGCUGCUUCGCGCCUCCCCUUGCGGUCAUUGGUGGGGCCCAGGAGCUAUGUCUGUGAGGAGUGCGGGCACAGCUUCAGCUGGAAGUCGCAGCUGGUUAUCCACCGGAAGAACCAUGCUGGCCAGCGGCGCCACUUUUGCAGUGACUGCGGCCGCAGCUUUGACUGGAAAUCCCAGCUGGUCAUCCACAGAAAGAGCCACCAGGCUGAGGCCAUGUGAACACCUGGACAGGGCAGCCCUGCCCUGGGCCUCAGAGUUUUCACGGCCUGGAUGCCAGCCCCUGUGGCAUCAGGAUGUGCCUCAGUCCAGGAGAUUCUGAAGGCAGCAGGGGCCUCUGGAGUGAACGGUGGUCCAAGCAGGUCCCCUGCCCCGGCCUCCCCCAAAAGAACUGGGUGUAAGAAAAAGAAGCUGCUCCUUCCCUUCUUGCCCUUGUCUUCCUGAAUGAGGUCUGGGUUCAAGUCCUAGGCUAACUAAUGACGAUGGCCCCAGGCUGCCAAGCCCCAGGACCCCUUGCUUGUGACAUGGUUCAGGCUGACAACACUGUCUACUCCUGGGACCCCAUUGCUGUUCCUGCUUGCAGUGGCUGGGCCUGAGGUCUCAGUUUGGAAGGCAGUAGAAAGCCCAGGAAAGCACAUCUGGCUUCUGUUCGUCCUGCUUCAUGUGACCCUUGACCUCUAUGUGUGUGUUAGAUUUUUAACAUAAGUUCCAUUUUUUUUUUUUUUUUUUUGAGACAGAGUCUCACUUUCUUGCCCAGGAUAGAGUGAGUGCC
Microcebus murinus (gray mouse lemur) is the source of this 2431-nucleotide messenger RNA. The record is from RefSeq and is a predicted model, not a curated record. NCBI's taxonomy places the organism in Eukaryota, Metazoa, Chordata, Mammalia, Primates, Cheirogaleidae.